CGUUGUGUCCGCGGAUCUGUGACGAAUAGUACAGAAUGUUCAAGGGUAUGAAUCGGUCGAUCGCAGAAGUUUACUCGUCGUGACCCAGAUUUGAAAGAUCUGAUUUAAGGAAGAAAUGAGUGCCAUAAGUAAACAUUGGAGCGAACUUACCGCGGGGGUGGAUUGUGCCACAUUGUCACAUCCGGGGAAAACCUGCCACAGUCAUAUCCUGUUCCAGCUGCGGACAACGGUUUGGGGGAACAUGCAGUUCUUUAUACCGGUGUCAAUUCUUCGGCUGUUCCUGUUGAUCUACACGCAAAAAUCUGUUUCAUGGCAUAUUGUGAGGCAGACCCUGUUCGAGUUCAGCUGCAUGGUGGCCAACGGGUGGGUGGUAUCGAACAGCUGGAGUGCUUGUUUCUGUGCGUUUUAUCACUGGUUCGGACGGAUCAUCAACAAUUAUUCUGUUUCGAUGGCAGCCCUACCGGGAACGUUGGUGAUGUUUUGGAUGCCUCAGUACGUUCAGAUGAGCCAUGCGAGGGCUGUUUUCAAUGUGUUUGUAGAGUGCUGGAUCAAGUCCAGGAAUCAUCCGUGGAUGGAGUAUGCCAGAGAAUCGAAGACGAUCGGUACGGUGGUGUUCAUGCUAAUUAGUGCUACGAUUGGAUAUUAUGCGCAGAGAACGAAAGCGGUGGAAUUUUGGUUCUUCGCGCCGUUGAAGAAAAACUCCAACGACCACAGUAAAACACCAUGCUUCCAUCGUAAUACCUGCCAAAGCUACAUCCUGGAUGGCAUGAAAACAUGCUUCACCUUCGGAAUGAUUCUAGAACUGGCUCGCAAGCUGAUAGCAUCUGCUCCCAGAAUCCGACGACACCCUCCAGCACUGCUCGGAGCCAUUUCGCGAAUACGCUUCAAAUUUGUUGCCUUCCUAACCCUCUACAAUGGACUGUUUCGAUUUGUGACCUGCUUCCUGGCACAACACCGACGAAAGGUGUCCAGUUAUGACAGCACUGUGGCAGGUCUGAUCAGUGGAUUGUCCUACUCCCUAUCGCCGAAUUUCAACGUGUUCAGUCUGGCGAUGACUGCUAUGAUUCAGAACAUCUGGAACUACAUUAGUGAACAGUACGGUGGACUUGAUCUAGUCAAGAGGUUUAAUAGGCUCUCGUUUACCUCGAUCGCCUGGGUACUUUUGAUGAACUACAACAUGUACAGUAGAGCCUACUAUCCGUACGCCAUGUCCAAGUAUGCGCUGAAAUUUACUGAUGUUUGUUCCAACUCACAAGCUCGGACAGCAUCGGAAUGUCUGGCCAAGUUGUUCCUAGCUGCCAAUUGAGAAUCACUAUUGGAUUAUUUGGAUUCGUCGACUGAACAUUGGUUUUAAUAUUAGGUUAGUGGGUGGCAUAGGUAUCGGCAGGGCGCACAUUGCCUUGAUCGCUCUCUCCCUCCAAAACAGUAGGAAAUCAUGCAACUAGAUUCCAAAUUGUUUUAAUUCUUGCUGUCGCUAGAGCUGUGACCCGUCGAGUCAGCUUAUACGGGGCUCACAACUCCUCAAACCACACCUGUCAAAAGAAACAUUUUAGAAACAUUUUUAUCAUUCUUGCCACCAGUAUAAGAGGGUAUCAACGGACGCUACUAUUUCCCACGUUAUUAGAACCUAGUUGCCGACUUAAGCUAAUAUUCCUACAAGCAGUGACACAAUUUUCAAAUUUUCCAAUGACAACAGUUUAGUUGGUGCUGCACCCAUUUGAACUAGAAUGUAAUAAUUGCAUCCCUUUUUAUUAUGAGGUACCUGUGUAGCACCGUGUAAAAACGAAAAUGUAAGACGGUGAAAAAUGUAUUGCGUGAUUAGGAAAUGUUUGAUAAGAGUGACUCAAUAGCUUAGUGAUAUUCUUAUAAUCUCUUGAGGCUCAUCACUGUUAUUAAAAUUGAUUCAAAUGACCUACAGUGAAAGUCAUGUGACACACAAAACUAUUUUGGAUUACCCACGUAGGUCGCCUAGCUUGUUCAGAUCAAACUAGUGCGUAUAGUAAUUGUUAUUUUAAAAGGUUGAAGUUUAGAAUAAAUUACAGACACAAA
This is a messenger RNA of Topomyia yanbarensis, 2049 nucleotides long. RefSeq lists its product as uncharacterized. The transcript is spliced from 6 exons. NCBI's taxonomy places the organism in Eukaryota, Metazoa, Arthropoda, Insecta, Diptera, Culicidae. Bases 116 to 1306 code for a protein of 396 amino acids. The record is from RefSeq and is a predicted model, not a curated record.